Diorhabda carinulata is the source of this 897-nucleotide messenger RNA. RefSeq names its product ATP-dependent Clp protease proteolytic subunit, mitochondrial-like. Gene Ontology annotation, biological process: protein quality control for misfolded or incompletely synthesized proteins. Gene Ontology annotation, molecular function: serine-type endopeptidase activity; ATP-dependent peptidase activity; ATPase binding. The coding region runs from base 137 to 823 and encodes 228 amino acids. Gene Ontology annotation, cellular component: endopeptidase Clp complex. Lineage: Eukaryota; Metazoa; Arthropoda; Insecta; Coleoptera; Chrysomelidae. The record is from RefSeq and is a predicted model, not a curated record. The transcript has 4 exons.
AAAAGUCAAAACAAUAACCUUACAUUUUCAUGAAAUUGUAGGUUUCACUUUUCUAUAUAGUAAUAAUAGUUAUUAAAAAUAUUUAAGUUAUGCUAACAUUUUUGUGAAUAGUCACUUAAAAUCAAUUUUGUUUAAAAUGUUAGGACGUAGUUUCAAUAUUUUUAGAAAAUAUGGUUCCUUGCAGAACAACAUUAUUAUUCGAAAUAUAGGCCUUGUUCCAAUAGUAGUAGAACAAACGGGAAGAGGUGAGCGUUCUUACGAUAUUUAUUCAAGGCUACUUAAAGAGAGAAUAAUAUGUCUCAUGGGACCUGUUCAUGAUGCAAUGAGUUCCUUAAUAGUUGCCCAAUUAUUGUUUUUACAAUCGGAGUCUUCCACAAAACCUAUUCAUUUAUACAUCAAUUCUCCUGGAGGUAGUGUCACUGCUGGAUUAGGAAUUUACGAUACUAUGCAAUACAUACUGCCCCCAAUUGCUACUUGGUGUGUUGGACAGGCAUGUAGCAUGGCUUCACUAUUGUUGGCUGCUGGUACUCCAGGCAUGCGACAUUCCCUACCAAAUGCUAGAAUUAUGAUUCAUCAACCUUCUGGAGGUGUACAAGGACAAGCGACUGAUAUUCAGAUUCAAGCAGAUGAAAUUAUAAAACUUAAAAAGCAAAUAAACCAUUUGUAUGUUAGACAUACUAAACAAGAAUUAGCAGUCAUAGAAAGAAGCAUGGAAAGAGACAAAUUUAUGAGUCCUGAAGAAGCUAAAAAAUUUGGAUUGAUAGAUAAAGUGCUAUCAAAACCAUUGAACGAUGAGACAGAUGCAACUGAAAACUCAACUUGAUUUGUUAACAAAUUGUUAUUCUAUAAUGAAUAAUAUAUUCUUAAUGUUUUGUUUAAUAAAAUUUUGUAAAUUGA